Molecule: messenger RNA, 582 nt
Organism: Tricharina praecox
Lineage: Eukaryota; Fungi; Ascomycota; Pezizomycetes; Pezizales; Pyronemataceae
Exons: 2
Coding region: 1-582 (193 amino acids)
Source: RefSeq, a predicted model, not a curated record
AUGCGUCUCCUCACCCUCGCUUCUGCCGCCCUCAUCACGCUGGCCUCUGCCGCGCCACCACCCGGCUCGCUGGCCGCGCGCGCCAGCAACAGCGCCAGCUGCGUAUACACGGACUCGUCCGCAUCGAUGUUUCUUCUCGACUUUGUCGUCCGCGCGUCGGGAAGCUGGGUCGACGACUGGGGCCAAGGGUUCCUCGACAACCUACGCGGCCAGUGCGGCACCAUCACGAACUGGGGCUUCGACUUCCCCGACGGCACGGGUCGCGCAACGUUCUCCGCGUCUAGCCUGCUCAAGGCGGGUUGCGUCGAGGACGCGAUUUGGCUCGCGAGUAAUCCGACCGGCGCUAUUAAUGGGGAUUCCUUCACCGACAAUUCUUACCGAGAGGAGAAUUCUGAGAAUAUGUCGGAUAGUGAGCAUUCCUUCCAUUCGCUCCAUGGCCUCAACACGUCAACGCAGACCGGAAUGCCACGCUGGUUACAGCUUCUCCGGGACCGCAUCAAAGCCAAAUCUUGGGACGGGAAGCUGCGCAAGACGUCACCUCCGGCCGACGUCUCGAUUAGCGGCAUGUCUGCUGCGCAAUAA